Molecule: messenger RNA, 365 nt
Organism: Linum tenue
Lineage: Eukaryota; Viridiplantae; Streptophyta; Magnoliopsida; Malpighiales; Linaceae
Source: the annotation of a GenBank genome assembly
ACUUCAGAGUCCAUCGUCACCAAUAAAGGAACAAUUUUCCACGUUGCUGGUACAAAACCUAUAUGGAUUCAAGAAGUUGGUUCCGUCUCUCAACAUCGAUGACUCAUUUCAUCCACUUCUUCUUUCUCGCGCGGGUGCGAUUCAAACAUCAGAGUCGAUCGUCACCGGUAAAGGAAUUUUCCUCGCCGCCGGAGCAAAACCGAUCUGGAUUCGAGAAUUCGAUUUCUUCUCUCAACGUCGAUGCGCCAUUUCGUCCAAUUUUCCUUUCGCAAGUGCCCCAACCAGUUUCGGCUUCUCCAUCCACAUAGUCGAACUCAUCGGAGGCGACUGUAGCUCAGGCGGCAAGCUGCGGCUAAGUGUUAAGG